Molecule: messenger RNA, 711 nt
Organism: Penicillium subrubescens
Lineage: Eukaryota; Fungi; Ascomycota; Eurotiomycetes; Eurotiales; Aspergillaceae
Exons: 4
Coding region: 67-711 (214 amino acids)
Source: RefSeq, a predicted model, not a curated record
GAGACUUUGCCUGAACCCAGCAACGGAAGCUUACCCUGUCGCUACGUCAAUCUCCUCUGGGCCGCCAUGGUCUACUAUUUCACAUCCAACGCGGUCUCUCCCGCCGCGUUCAUCUACGUCGGCAAGGACAAGUUUGAGAAUGAGGAUUUGAUCAAGUUUGGAUUGGACCACGAUGUCUGGUCAUUCCACGUUGACAACCUCUCGAGUGCUCACGUCUACCUACGUCUCCGCGAAGGCGAAACAUGGGACAACAUCCCCGAGCCCCUCCUCGAAGACUGCGCUCAACUGACAAAAGCGAACUCGAUCGACGGAAACAAAAAGGAUAACAUCACCAUCAUUUACACACCAUGGUCCAACCUCCAAAAAGACGGCUCCAUGGCCACAGGACAAGUCUCCUUCCACAACCAAAAGCUAGUCAAAAAGGUCCUCGUCCGAGUUCGCGAAAACCCCAUCGUCAACCGCCUGAACAAGACCCGCGUUGAGAAAUUCCCCGAUCUCCGAGCCGAAAAGGAAGAGUUCCUCAAGAAGAAGCGCCAUGAUGAGCGCAAGUUGCGCGAGCAGCAGCAAACUCGGGACAAGCAGGAGAAGCGUGAGCGUGAGCAGCUUAAGUGGCAGAAGAGCCAUGCGUAUGACGAUAUGUUUAGUCCUGAGAAUUUGGAGGCGAGCAGCAACCAGGACCGCGAUGCGGAUUUCUUGGACGAUUUUAUGUGA